AUGCUCCGGAAUAGCUUUGCAUGGCUCAAACCAGCCCUUGUUCAUAGGGCACCUCAGCCACUCCUUAUGUCCAGAGCCCUCCAUUUCUCUCCACGUGUGCUCUCUGGAGGUAGUUUGUUUGGAGACAUUACCACUCAGAAGCAGCCCGAAAGCGCUGCAUCGGCACCUGUUGACCCUCCAGCAGACCCCAAGAUGAUGUUGCCUGCGGAUGAUGCCGUUUUGCAGAAAAAAUAUUUGCAAGAAGCUCAGAAAAAGCAGGAGACCAGUGCCCGGUAUGUGUCUGCAGAAAAGAGACGACUUUUCGAUCUCAACGUGGCCAAAAAUGGGUUCUACAAGAAUAAUGAGAUCAUUUACGACAAAGAGAAUGGAAAACACUACAAGUUGCUGUUGACAGAUGCUGAAAUCGAGGUGUUGGAACCCUCGGUGUACAUUAAAUCAUUCCGUAUUCAAAGUUCAAUGAAGAAGGCUACACUUGUUAAUCGUUUUGUUCGUGGAUACAAUGUUAAGAAUGCCAUCAAUCAGUUGCAUUUCAGUCCCAAAAAGAUGGCUACAGAGUUGGAGAAGUUAUUGAAGACCGGCCUCAAAUUGGCUUCUCUGCAAGGCAUGUCCGAGGACCUGCUAUACAUCCAUGCAUUGUGGGUUGGUCCCGAUGGUGAGUGGAGAAAACGUAUUGAGUGGAAGGGUCGUGGUCGUGUUGGUAUGCUUCGUCAUAGAUAUGUUCAUCUUAAGGCUAUUUUGAAGCUGCAACAGACCAGAGACCGCUUGGCAUGGGAGAAGGAAAAGAAGAUUGAGGCCACUAAGCCUAAAACGUUCUUGAAUAACGAGCCUUUGAAUUUUACUGUUCAUGGUGUCUACAAGUGGUAA
Molecule: messenger RNA, 864 nt
Organism: Australozyma saopauloensis
Lineage: Eukaryota; Fungi; Ascomycota; Pichiomycetes; Serinales; Metschnikowiaceae
Product: mitochondrial 54S ribosomal protein uL22m
Exons: 1
Coding region: 1-864 (287 amino acids)
Biological process (GO): translation
Cellular component (GO): ribosome; mitochondrial large ribosomal subunit
Molecular function (GO): structural constituent of ribosome
Source: RefSeq, a predicted model, not a curated record